This is a messenger RNA of Chenopodium quinoa (quinoa), 1221 nucleotides long. RefSeq names its product putative nuclease HARBI1. The coding region runs from base 1 to 1221 and encodes 406 amino acids. The record is from RefSeq and is a predicted model, not a curated record. Lineage: Eukaryota; Viridiplantae; Streptophyta; Magnoliopsida; Caryophyllales; Amaranthaceae. The transcript has a single exon.
AUGCAUGAGUACAUUCCACCAAUUAUUCAAGCUGCCACUCAGCAACGCCGACACAAAUCUACUGAGCCCCGAAAGGAUAGGGGACGCGAAGAAGGUCAUGCACGGUUAUACAAUGACUAUUUCGCGGAAGUCCCAGUUUAUCCAAGUUCCUUGUUCCGGCGCCAGUUUCGAAUGCGUAAACAUGUGUUUGAGCGCCUUCUCAACGCAGUGACCCAACAUGACCCUUGGUUUCAACAAAGGCGAGAUGCGGCAGGUCGUCUUGGGUUGUCUCCACUUCAAAAGUGCACUGCGGCCUUUAGACAACUAGCUUACGGGUGUGCUUCAGACGCUUGUGAUGAGUAUGUCUGUAUAAGUGAGGCUACUUCACGAUUGGCACUCCAAAAUUUUACAGAAGGUGUCAUCAACCAGUUCGGUCCAAACAUCGUAGAUAUGGAAAGAUUGCUACGUAUUGGGGAAGAACGUGGAUUUCCUGGCAUGAUAGGCAGCAUUGAUUGUAUGCACUGGGAGUGGAAGAACUGUCCACACGCAUGGAAGGGGCAGUAUCAAGGAAGAGCAGGAGUUGCAACUCUCGUACUGGAGGCAGUUGCGGACAGAGAUCUAUGGAUAUGGCAUUCGUUCUUUGGGAUGCCAGGUAGCUGCAACGAUAUUAAUGUGCUUCAUCGAUCCCAUGUGUUCGAAGACGUCUUAGAGGGUCGAACACCUGCUGUGAACUUCGUAGUCAAUGGUCAUCAUUGUACGAAUGGGUAUUAUCUUACUGAUGGAAUCUACCCUAGAUGGGCUAUUUUUGUGAAAUCCAUUACGAGGCCACAAGCUCGUAAGGAUCGUUUAUUCGCAAAACACCAGGAAGCUGCAAGGAAAGACGUUGAACGCGCAUUUGGGGUCCUUCAAGCUCGUUUUGCCAUUAUUAAAAAGCCGUCUUUGGCGUGGGAUACCGACAUACUCCACAAUAUCAUGCUCGCCUGCAUCAUAAUACAUAAUAUGAUCGUUGAAGAUGAACGAGAGACGUAUCAAAAUAACGUUAAUACCAAUGAGUUUAUGAAUGCUGGAGGCAACGCUAAUGAGGACACUACCGAGUACCGUACUGAUCGUAUUGUGGAUAUUGACUUAUACUUGACUCGUAGAACAGAGAUUGAGGAUCAACAGACUCAUUUGCAGCUAAAAAACGACUUGGUCGCACAUAUAUGGAAUAAAUUUGGUAACAAUGAGAACUUACGCAAUUAG